GAUUGAUUUAAUUUGUUGUGUUAUCUUUUGAUUUGAUGAAUUGCUUAACUUCGAGUACUCAAUUUGAAAUUUCAGAAGUUUCAUUUCCUUCUUCUAGGGUUUAAUAAAUUGUCUUAUGUAUAUGUUUAUCAUGUUUAACAAAAUUAAAGCCUGAUCAUUCUGCAGUAGAAGAUUAUUGAAAUGGUGAUAUUGAGAAGCCAUAACAGAAGAGAAAAGGAAAGGGAUAGGAUCAGUGAGUUACCAGAACCCCUCAUUCAUCACAUAUUCUCUUUUCUUCCCAUUAAAUGUGUUGUUUCCACAAGCAUUUUAUCAAAAACAUGGAGGUAUAGAUGGACAUCCAUUCCCAUCAUUGACUUUCGCGAUCGCAAGUGUCCUUCUGCUUACACCAAAGAGACCAAAGCAUUCAUUAGAUUUCUAGACAGAGUGUUGUCUUUUCGCCAAGAUGUUCAUUCACCGAGUAUAAAGAAAUUCUGUAUUUCUUUCGAUAUUUCUAUUGGUAAAUCCCUGAUUGAUGAGUGGAUUACUACUGUGCUGGGAAAGAAAGUUGAAGAGCUUGUUCUUAAUGAUCGUAGAGGUAGUACUUUGCUUCCUCCGGGCCUUUUUAGUUGUGAGUCACUGGCUAUAUUGGAGAUUAGUAAGUCUUAUCUCCAGCUUCCGGAAUCAGUUUUUUUUCCAAACCUCAAGAUCCUUCGACUGAGUGUUUUUGUGGAAAAAGAGCAGGUCAUUCAAAGGUUGAUUUCCUACUCCCCUAUUCUUGAAGAGUUGAUUUUGAAAGGGUUUAAUUGGCCUAUUCAGCAUCUAAGUAUUUUUUGUCCUAAUUUGAAGAGGUUGUUGAUUGAUUAUGCAGUAGAUCCAAACUUCGAUAUCCAGAUUAAUGCUCCAAAUUUACAAUCAUUCAAAUACUCCAGAGUUCUUGCAAAGGAUUUUGCUCUGCCUAAAUUUUUAACAUUGCUUGAUGCAGAAAUUGUCCUUGCAUGUCCAGCAGGUUGUAGGGAAAGGGGUGAACUUGGUCAUCUUGCAACGAAGCUUUUCAGUAGUCUUUCUUAUGUGAAACAUCUAACUAUAUCUGAUUGUAGCUUAAAGCGUCUUUCCUAUCAAGAUCAUUUCCAAAAGAAAAUGCUUACAUUUCAUAAUUUAAUCCAUUUGAAAGUCACGAGUGCAAGAUUAUAUUUUGGAUUAGGAUGUCGGGAUGAGGGUAAUCUGCCAUGCUGGGUUGUUGGAAUACUACUCGACUUUCUUCAUAUCUCGCCUAAUCUGGAGUCACUAAUUUUUGCUGAAGGUUUGUGCAGAUAUGCAUCUACCAGUAGUAAUGAAUGGUCACUAAGUCCAAUUCCUCAGUGUUUGUUGCGAAGCCUCAAGUUGAUUGAAUUUCACGGGGUUUGGGGGAAGCAAGUCGAGAAGGAUUUGAUAAGAUUUUUUCUGAAGAAUGCAAAAGUUUUGCAGAAGCAGCAAGACACCCACAAGGAGUUUGAGAAAAGGCCUGCGAAACCAGUUCUUGAACCAAGUUGUUCUCGCAGCUUACCAUGGUUUGUACGGCCAACCAGUUCUUGGUCAGAUUUUAAUUUCUUAGUCUUUUGUUGUGGUCUUUAGUUCUUAGAGUUUACC
Molecule: messenger RNA, 1605 nt
Organism: Papaver somniferum (opium poppy)
Lineage: Eukaryota; Viridiplantae; Streptophyta; Magnoliopsida; Ranunculales; Papaveraceae
Product: F-box/LRR-repeat protein At4g14103-like
Exons: 2
Coding region: 181-1590 (469 amino acids)
Molecular function (GO): protein binding
Source: RefSeq, a predicted model, not a curated record